Messenger RNA from Entrophospora sp. SA101, 346 nucleotides. Lineage: Eukaryota; Fungi; Glomeromycota; Glomeromycetes; Entrophosporales; Entrophosporaceae. The record is from the annotation of a GenBank genome assembly.
AUAUUACUAUCUAGAUCCUGUCACAAGACCUAUAUUCUGUAAUCAAUAUAAAAAUUAUCAAUUACGUCUUAAUCGAAAGGCUAAUGAUACAAAGAAGAGACCGGAUUUUUCUUGCACAGUGGAUGGUAUAUCAAUAUUAAAUUCGGAAUUAAAACCUUUUAAAUAUACUAAUCUGCAAAAAAAGAAAGAUUUUGUAAAAGCAGCUGAAAAAGUUGAAUCAUAUUUUAUUGAUUUAAAAUAUGACGGAUUAUAUAGAGCAUGGUCAUUUUUAAACACUCAAUUAGUUGUUAAUCAACAAUCACUGCCUUUACUGGUAUCCACACUCUCACACUUUAUAUCAAUAGAG